Messenger RNA from Centrocercus urophasianus (Greater sage-grouse), 1803 nucleotides. It is a transcript of the gene TRMT2B, whose product is annotated as tRNA methyltransferase 2 homolog B. The record is from RefSeq and is a predicted model, not a curated record. Gene Ontology annotation, molecular function: tRNA (uracil(54)-C5)-methyltransferase activity, S-adenosyl methionine-dependent. Bases 231 to 1721 code for a protein of 496 amino acids. Gene Ontology annotation, biological process: RNA processing. The transcript has 12 exons. Lineage: Eukaryota; Metazoa; Chordata; Aves; Galliformes; Phasianidae.
GCCGCGCUGUGGCCGCAGUGUGGCCCCGGUGUGAUCCCGCUGUGAGCCCAGCGCAGCCCCAUGACAGCACACAGCCGCUGCUGCCCUGCACCCAUCGGAUUCUGCACUGCCAUGGCUGCAGCCUGCAGCUUGCCCAGGUGCAGUCAGGGCUCACAGCUGUGACGUCUGCUGUGACACCACGGGGUGCACAGUGGGCUGCAGGGCUCUGAGCAGCCCCUCUGCUGCCUGCCAUGGCUCUGCCCCAUGCAUCCAUGCUGACUCGCCGGUGCCUCCGCCUGCUGACCCCACAGCCCGUGUUCCUGAGCAGCCUGCCUGGGUGGGACUGCCGACAGCCAACAGGGGAGAGAGCAGCCAAGAGGAGAAGGAGGAAGGAUGGGGAGGGCCGCAGCCUGCCAGCAUCCUCCUGGGAAGAGAGGUUGGCAGAUGCAGCGACACCGCUGUGGAGACUUCCAUACCAGGAGCAGCUGCAGGUGAAGUAUGAGAGCCUGAGGGAGGUUCUGCAGACCCUGACAUCACAUCUGUUGGAGCUGGGAGGAGGUGUGCAGGAUCCCGGAGGGCUCUGCUGUCCCCUGCAGCCCGUGGUCCCCUCGCCCACCGUCAAUGGGUACCGCAACAAAUCCACGUUCUCUGUGAACCGAGGGCCGGAUGGGAACCCCAAAACAGUGGGGCUGUAUGUGGGGACAGGCAGAGCAAAAAAUAUUGUCUGCGUGAGAACUGACCACAUGAAGAACAUACCCCUAAAGCACAAACAAGUGGCCCAGUGCUAUGAGCAGUUCAUCCGCCGCUCCCCGCUGGGCUCCUGCAUCCUGUUCCAUGAAGGUGGGCACUGGAGGGAGCUGGUGGUGCGCACCUCCCAGCACGGCCACACCAUGGCCAUCGUCACCUUCCACCCCCAGCAGCUGGGCCGGGAGGCUCUGGAUGCUCAGAAAGCACUGCUGAGAGAGUUCUUCACCUGUGGACCUGGAGCAGUGUGUGCCCUGACGUCGCUGUACUUCCAGGAGAGCACCAUGACACGCUGUUCCCAUGAGCAGUCACCCUUCCAGCUCCUUCAUGGAGAACCACACAUCUUUGAAGACGUGCUGGACCUGACAUUUCGCAUCUCCCCAGAUGCCUUUUUCCAGGUGAACACAAGAGGAGCAGAAGUGCUGUACCAGGCAGUCAGGGAGCUGAGCCAGGCUGCCACAAACACUGUGCUCCUCGAUGUCUGCUGUGGGACAGGCACGAUUGGUCUCUCUCUGGCUCGCCACGUGUCCAAGGUCAUUGGUGUUGAGAUAGUGCAGAAGGCAAUAGAGGAUGCCAGGUGGAAUGCAGCAUUCAAUGGAAUUUCAAACUGUGAAUUUCACAGUGGAAAGGCAGAGGCUGUGUUACCAGAGCUGCUCUCAUCGUGGGAGGAUGCCCGACCCCUUGUUGCAGUGGUGAACCCAUCCCGGGCUGGGAUCCGCUGUGCUGCCCCCCUGACCCAAGGAAGAAGCUGGAAGGAGAGCCGUUUGCCCCCGCGCUGGCUGUCCCUUUCGACAUGUUCCCUCACACUGCUCACUGUGAGCUGGUGCUGCUGCUCACCCGCUGACAGCAAGGAGGUUUGCAGCUCUGCGAGCUCAGGAAGCGACCUCCUGAUGUCCUUAAGGAGCAGAUGUGGCUCCUUAUUUUUAUAUGAAUCUCAAGAAAUGAGUUAUUUUCCAUUUGCUCUUACUGCGGGUUGCCUAAUCUAUAUGGAAACAUAAUGAUUUCUGGAAGUCGUUUUCUCAUUGGGUUGCUCUGCAAUAGCCAAAUAAAUAGAUAAACCAGGCUAAUUGCAUAAAUGAA